AUGAGCUGGAAUGGAUUCAAAAAGGCGAUGAACCGGGCGGGCACGUCGGUGAUGAUGAAGACGGGCCACGUGGAGAAGACGGUGGACCGGGAGUUCGAGACCGAGGAGCGUCGAUAUCGAACCAUGGAGACGGCGUCCACCAAGCUGAACAAGGAGGCCAAGGGCUUUCUGGACUCGCUGCGAGCCAUGACGUCGUCGCAGACGCGAAUCGCAGAGACCAUUGAUGCGUUUUACGGCGACGCUGGCACCCGGGACGGCAUUUCCAAGUACUACUUGCAGGCUGUCCAGGAACUGGAUGCCGAGACCGUCAAGGCUCUGGAUGGCCCCUACCGAGAGACGGUGCUGGAUCCCAUCACGCGAUUUUGUGCUUACUUCACUGACAUUAACGAGGCCAUCAAAAAGCGAAACCACAAGCUGAUGGACUACGAUGCUCUGAGACACAAGACCAAGAAGUUGAUUGAAAAGCCCAGCAACGAUGCCGCGCGUCUUCCUCAGGCAGAGAAGGAAGAGCAGAUGGCCAAGGAAAUGUACUCUCAGAUCAACAACCAGCUGAUUGAGGAGCUGCCCCAGCUGAUCGACCUGCGGGUUCCUUACCUGGAUCCCUCGUUCGAGGCUCUCGUCAAGAUCCAGCUGCGAUUCUGUACAGAGUCGUAUACCCGUCUGGCGCAGGUGCAGCAGUAUCUGGACGCCAGCAGUCGAGAGGAAUACGCUAACGGCCAGUUGGACGCCAAGGUGGAGGAUCUACUGCAGAACAUGAGAGAGUUGAGCAUUACUAGUUUGGGAACUAAAUAG
Yarrowia lipolytica CLIB122 is the source of this 792-nucleotide messenger RNA. RefSeq lists its product as uncharacterized. Gene Ontology annotation, cellular component: actin cortical patch; medial cortex; Rvs161p-Rvs167p complex. Gene Ontology annotation, biological process: plasma membrane tubulation; actin cortical patch localization; endocytosis. NCBI's taxonomy places the organism in Eukaryota, Fungi, Ascomycota, Dipodascomycetes, Dipodascales. Gene Ontology annotation, molecular function: lipid binding; protein binding. The record is from RefSeq and is a predicted model, not a curated record.